Molecule: messenger RNA, 324 nt
Organism: Cuscuta campestris
Lineage: Eukaryota; Viridiplantae; Streptophyta; Magnoliopsida; Solanales; Convolvulaceae
Source: the annotation of a GenBank genome assembly
GCAUUCCGACAUUUUUAUGUUUUGGCGACAGAAGCUCGUUGUAUUCAGACAGUUGAUGUCGACACUGCAUUGCCUGUCUAUGUACCACUUGAAGUUACCAUCCGGGAAACUAAUUACUAUGCAGGAACAAGUUUUUGUGAGAUCUCCCCAUGCAUUCUUCCAGAGCGUGCCAUUGUAAGUUCUAGGUGGUUGAGUUUGCUGUAUUAACACACAAUAUUUCUCAUUUCUGAAGUUUAUUUCCCUUUUAGUUACUUUCUAUUGAAAUCGUGAUAUAAAUGGCUCACAUGGGCUAGUCCAAUGCUAAUGCAGUUGAAGGCUGUUCGU